CGACGACGAAUGGAUCAGAGCCCGAGCUCGAGCUCGAGCUCUGCAGUCUCGUCUUCCUUCCUUCCUUGGCUCACGCUCGCUUCGUGGGCGGGAGGGAAGGCCGUCAUAAACCCCGGAAGGUGCAGAUCUGGAUCUCAUCGCCCGAGAGGAGAGAGAGGGAGAGGGAGCCAUGGCAUCUGCUGCUCCCGUCGCAGCUUAGUUAGUGUUGUUGUUGUUGUUGUUCCGCGCAGGGUGGCCUGCCUCGACGAGAAUUGCAAGGCGGCAGAGCGAGCGAGGGGAGUGGAGGGCGAGAGUGAUUGAGUGCAGUUAGUUUCGACGAGGCGGUGGAGAGGAGAGGAUGGGAGGAGGAGGAGGAGUCGAUAAACACUGGCCGCCAAAAUGUUCGUCUCUCGUGCUGCGAGUUGCAUUCGCUGUGCUCGUGGCGGCGGCGGUGGUGACGGCUCAGACUCUCACGGAUCCCUGCGCGACGAAUGCCGCUUUGCCCAAGGAUGUGACCGUCGGCUUCUCGACUAACCUCUGCAAGCUCGUCUGGACCCAAAAGUCUUUCACUGUGCGGUAUGCGAGCAACGCCAGCACUCUGAGCAUAGUGCUGUCGGCAGCGAGGGAGAAUCGAUGGUACGCCAUCGGGUUCAGCAAAUCCGGAGCGAUGGUGGGGUCGUCGGCCAUGAUCGCCUGGGUCGACGCCACCACCGGGGCGGCGACGAUCAAGCAAUUCUUCCUGGGAGCGAAGAGCUCGUCCGGCGUGAAGAUCGACUCGCAAAUGAAGCUCGCGUCGACGCCCCAGGCCUUCGUCACCUCCGACACCAUGUACAUGGCCUUCCAAAUUGACAAACUCGCGUCGACGGGCGUCUUCUUCGACUCGCAGCUCUACGCCUUCGGCAUGGUCGGCGACAUCCCCACCAGGGACGUGCUGCUGCAACACGAGCAAGACAGCACCGCUACCUUCGACUACGCCACAGGUACAGCCGUCGUGACGUCGGGGGGCGACCCGGCGAGCCUGCGACGGAACCACGGCGUGCUGAACAUCUUCGGGUGGGGCAUCCUGCUGCCCGUGGGGGCCAUCAUCGCGCGCUACUGCCGGCAGUGGGACCCGGCCUGGUACUACCUCCACGUCGGCCUCCAGAUCAGCGGCUUCGUCCUCAUCAUCGCCUCGUUGGUCAUGGGCGUGCAGCUGGCGGACCAGCUGGUCGACUCCAACAUCGGCACCCACCGCGCCCUCGGAAUAUUCGUCUUCGUUCUCGCGACGAUGCAGGUCUCGGCGGUGCUUGUGCGGCCGAAGAAGGACGCGAAGAUUCGGCGCUACUGGAACUUCUACCACCACUGGGCGGGGCGCCUGGCGCUGGUCGUCGCGGCCGUGAACAUCUUCGUCGGGAUCGACGUGGCCUCCGGCGGGCGCAAGUGGAAGGCCAGCUACGGCCUGGUGCUGGUGAUCGAGCUCGUGCUGCUGCUGGUGCUCGAGGCCCUCUCGUGGAUGAACCGCAUGGCGCAGAAGGAGCCCACUCUGCAGCUCGGCGGCGGCAACAUGCAGCCUAGCUACCCGACUUCCGCUCCCCCGGCCUACGACAAUUACCGAAACGACAUGUAGACCUUCCAAUUUCACGCAGAAUUCUCGUCCACGCCAUCGCCGGGUCAGAAUUUCCGCCCUCGAGGAUGUCUUCUGCGGCAGCGUGGCCUGCUUUCUGUCUGUCUUUCGUUCAUUUGUUAGGGAGAAUCGAGCGAGAAAUUCGAUCGAGAUCCGGAGAAAAUCGAUUUUUAUCUGCGCUGAAAGGCGCGGGACGUUCUUACAGCGCGUCGUCCAAUUCUUGCUGUACAUAUGAUCGUGUCUCGACCGCACCUCGUCCCUCCCUCCCUCCCUCGCCCGAAUUUCUUGACCUCAUCAAUUUUAAGCUUCUUCCGAGAUGCGUCAGAUUCGUCGGGGCAGAAGGAGAGAUGAGAUGAGAUGAGACGAGCGGGUCGGUGUCAGGUUUUUGAUUCAGAUGAGGAUUCUUGUUGGCGAGGGCUUCGGAGUGAUGAAUGCAGCCGUCGUUGCUCGCCCAUACUGUAUACGAUAGAUUGUCGACUUUCUGACCUUCUGAGGGAUGGUGUUCACCGAGUUCUCGCACUGGCUGCCGCACAUUUGCAGUGGCCGGCUUAGUCUCUGUACGAAAUUGAGUGAUCUUCCGCCGCCACGAAAUGAAUUUGCCUCAC
Molecule: messenger RNA, 2187 nt
Organism: Marchantia polymorpha subsp. ruderalis
Lineage: Eukaryota; Viridiplantae; Streptophyta; Marchantiopsida; Marchantiales; Marchantiaceae
Source: the annotation of a GenBank genome assembly